Messenger RNA from Paramecium sonneborni, 217 nucleotides. NCBI's taxonomy places the organism in Eukaryota, Ciliophora, Oligohymenophorea, Peniculida, Parameciidae. The record is from the annotation of a GenBank genome assembly.
AUAAAAAAUAGAAAUUAUAAGUGCAAUAUUCUUUAAAUAUACUUCUAUUUAAUAAUGGAAUUUUAUGCUAAGAAUAAAGCAACAUGGAGAGGUGUAAGGAAUGUAAAAUAUUAACAUUUUUUAAGAGGAUUGUUAUAGUAUUCUGGAGGGUUAUGAGGAUAAUUCUGAGAAUUAAAUAAAAAAUAUUAUGAGCAAAGAUGUUUAAAUUGGAUUUUGA